UAGGCAGAGAGAGCAAUGGGGAGAAAUGAAGAAGAACUAGAGCUGAAACAGUGCCCAGCCUAAUUCCCUGCUUGUGAUCACAGAUACUCCAAGUGAAAGAAACAGGAGAAGGGGGGGAGAGAGUUAAUCAGCUCUGCCUUUUGCACCAGGCUCGGAAGAGAAGUGCCUGUAGAUAUUUAUAUAUAUAUAUUUAAGAAACCGACAACCACCUUACACUGAAUAGACCCUUUCUUAAAAAGAAAGUCCUGGCAAGCCUUAAGCAAUUUCCUGAGUCUAAGAAUAGAAAUGGGCUGUCUGGAAGGCACUGCAGGCUGAAAUUUGGAGACCUAGGUUGCUUCAUUUUUUAUUUUAAUUUUUUUAAAUAAAACCCUGCUAUUUGGAAACUGGAUUUUCAUUUUGCACUUUUAAACUGUAGGGGUUGGUGGGGUUUAUUUUUUCUUCCCCCCCAUCACCCUCUCUCUUUUUAACUUAAACAAACUCUCUGUCCUCCAGUAGAAAAACAUUUUACCUGCAUGUGACAAUCCCAAAGGGAGCUGAGCAGCGAAAGAGGGGAAGCAACUAUCUUCUGCACCAUUUUACUCCUACCCCCCCACGGGUUUUUUUUCUAGUGGGGGGGGAAGAAGGAUCUUUCCCCUCCAAGGUUUUCUCUCCCCUGGGUUUUUGGAAGGGGGCUGAAGACUGUUCCCCCUAUCGGUGGGGAAAGGAAGAGGGCGUGUUGCCCUUCAUAUUCUCUUGCUUUGGUUUUGUGAAGGGCUGGAACAGUUUUGGGGGUUUGGGGUCUUCCUUCCCCGCCUGGGUCAAGAGGAUGGUUUGGAAAUGGCUGGGCGCUUUGCUGCUUUUCCCCGUGCAGAUGGUCUAUUUGGUGGUAAAAGCUGCCGUGUGCAUCCUGCUGCCGGCCAGGCUCCGGGACUUGUCCGGGGAGAACGUGCUGAUCACCGGAGGGGGCAGAGGCAUCGGUCGCCACCUGGCCAGGGAGUUUGCUAAGCGAGGAGCCAGAAAGAUCAUCCUGUGGGGUCGAACCGAGAAGUAUCUUAAGGAAACCACAGAGGAGAUUAGAAUGAUGGGAACGGAGUGCCAUUACUUAAUUUGCGAUGUGGGAAAUCGAGAGGAAGUCUAUCAGCAAGCCAAAGCUGUCCGGGAAAAGGUGGGUGAUAUCACCAUCCUAGUGAACAAUGCUGCUGUCGUUCAUGGUAAGAGCUUGAUGGACAGCGAUGACGAUGCUCUACUCAAAUCACAACACAUAAAUACCCUGGGACAGUUCUGGACCACCAAGGCCUUCCUGCCACGCAUGCUGGAGCUGCAGAAUGGGCACAUUGUUUGCUUGAACUCUGUCUUGGCCUUGUCAGCCAUCCCUGGUGCCAUUGACUACUGCACCUCCAAAGCCUCUUCCUUUGCCUUUAUGGAGAGCCUGACCUUGGGAUUGUUGGACUGUCCUGGAGUGAAUGCUACAACAGUCCUGCCAUUCCACACCAGCACAGAGAUGUUUCAGGGCAUGAGAAUAAGGUUCCCCAAUCUUUUCCCCCCACUGAAGCCAGAGACAGUGGCCAGGAGAACAGUAGAAGCCGUUCAGCUGAACCAAGCCUUCCUCCUCCUUCCGUGGACAAUGCAUGUACUUGUCAUCUUGAAAAGCAUUCUCCCUCGGUCAGCACUUGAAGAAAUCCACAAGUUUUCUGGAAGCUACACCUGUAUGAACACGUUUAAAGGGCGAACAUAGACCUGGCCGUACUUAGACUCAUUCGAAAGUGAAGCCAACACAAGCAUUAAAAUCCUGACAAGAUUGUGAAUCAGCAGUCUUGGCUUUUAGCCUGCCUUGCUCGCGUGACUUGUGCUGCUCUCAGGCAACAAAUUUCUUGCAGGUCAUAUUCGUAGCAACACGACCUUUGCACAGGACCGCAUGGCUAGACUGGACUUUUGGCCGGAACAACAAAAAUGUUGAGCUUGUACAAUGUUUAAUUCUUUAGAGUUUGAUUGUUAAAUCUGCUCAUAGUUUUAAGAUUUAAUUGUCAUUUGAAAUGUACCCUUAGGCUGCUAAAACCAGGGCACAGUACGUCCCUCCCCACUCUGCUAACAGGAAAAGCAACUAGUGUUCAUUUCAGAUCAGCUUUUUGAAUGAGAAUUUUAAAAAUGGCUUUGCAGGGUUACUAGCUAAGGGUGUUGAUUGGGAUCCCACUUUUUCUCCCCUCACUGCAUUGGGUGGCUGUACCUUACAGCUAUUGAAGCAGAUCAUUCCUCUAAUUCCUUCGGCAUCUCUGGAAAGGAGCAAACAGCUGGUCCGCUCAGGGGCCACUCAAGAAGCCUGCAUGUGGAAGGACAGCACUAGCCAUAGCAAGUCUUUAUUGCUGCCUGUCCAAAUGCUGAAGUGGGAGGCUCAGAAAGAACAGUGAAGAGACAGAUUUCAUGAGAUGGACAAUCUGAUUAGCGGAAGGUCCCGCCUGCCGCUGAAAUCAUUUACAGAAAAUAAUGGUCUUUCUGAAUAUUUUUGUUAAUUUAGGGUGAAAUAUAAUUUCCUUUUAGCAAUAAUCACUAGAUUUCCUCUCAUUUAGCCAGUGUUGGCUUGGAAACAAACUAACCUUAGGGCCUUCCUCAUCACACCCCUAUUCACCCAAGCAGUCCUUACACCGAGAGAUCCCACUGGUCACCCCGCAUAGAGAAGUAAAUGGAAUAUGUUCCAAAAAGCAGAAGGGAUGUAACACGUGGCCAUGAAACAUGAAGGUGGGAAGCGCAGUUAGGAAAGGCCUGAUCUAAGACCCACUGAAAUCAAUGGGGAUCUUUCCAAUGUCUUAUGUGAGAGUUGGCUCAAGCCUUAAAUGAGCUGAAAAAGGGAGGAAGCCGUGAGGUAGACUUCCCAACUAGACGUUCAUUUUUAUUGUUUGGGCCGGGGGCGGGGUUUGUACAAUACAGUUUCUUUAACAACCCAGUAAAGUACAGCAACACAUCCCCAUGACCCAUCCAGUGUGCAGCCCUGGGCAUACUACCAUGUAUUAAACAUAAGAACACAACCGAGAGAGGAAUUAAUCCUAACUGCAGCGUAGAUUGACUGCGGGUGUGAUAUGUGAGCACCUCAAGAAAAGUGCUUUAAGGACUGUCUUGUGGCCAAAGCACAGGAGUGUGAGAUAGGAUUCCUGCCUUCUGUUUGCAGCUCUGCCUCGGAUUUUGUGUGUGACCCCGGGGCAAGUCACUUCUCUCACUGUGCUUCAGCUUCCCCACCAGCAAAGUCAGGGAUACCAAUAUUUCCUGAUCUCACUGUUGUGAGGCUUGGUUCCUUAAUGUUUGUCAAGUGCUUUGCAGUCCUCAGAAUGGUAGGAGCAAAGUGUUAUUUGCUUACAGGCUGAGAGGUUACUUGCAAAAAUGUAGAGACAAGAGGAAAAAUCCACAUAAUAAAACAUCUCUUUCUAGAGGAGAUCUGUGUUUCGUUGGAAAAGCUGGAAGUGGAUCCUAGCAUUUGGAUGCUCUUGUUGUUCUCUUGUGUAGCAUGGAUAGCAGAGAGCUAGGUUUGGUGAUACUCUUAAAAUCUGAGGGUCUGAUCUUUGGUUGUUGUAUUCUGUGUAGAUUCAUCAAUGAAUGGAUUUUGCCAAUUGUACAACCUUCGGCAGUGGUAGGUAGUCCGUCGGCUGCAUGUGGCCCAUCAGGGUAAUCUGAUGGCGGGCCGCGAGACAUUUUGCUGAUGUUGACUGUCUGCAUGCACAGCUCACCGCAGUGCCCAGUGGCUGCGGUUCACUGUUCCCGGCCAAUGGGAGCUGCAGAAGCCCCACUGACCUAAGGGCUUGUCUACACUUGAAACACUACAGUGGUACAGCUGCACCACUGUAGCAAUUCAAUGUAGACACUGCCUAUAUUGACAGGAAGGGUUCUCCUGUUGGUAUAGAUAAUCCACCUGCCCAAGAGGCAGGAGCUAGAAUUCUUCCAUCGCUCUAUCACUGUCUACACUGGGGUUUACGUUGGCUUAACUACACUGCUUAGGGGAUGGAUUUUUCACAUCCCUGAGUGAUGUAAACUGGGUAGACUUAACUUUAAAUGUAGAGGCCGAUUCUGCAAAGAAAUUGAUCCAUGCAGACUUUUUUGCCUACAUAGAGUCCCAGAGAAGUGAAUAGGAUUCCACCAGAGUAGAUCCCUUUGCAGGAUAAGGGUCUUGGGGAUCUUUAUUGCAAUGAUGGUAUCCAACUUCCCUAGCUCUGGAGAUUUACUUGUAACUCUUCUUUCCUCCUGAGGUCAGGAUCCACAUUAUUAUUAUUAUGGCAUCUCCUUUGAAAAGGCUUCCUACAGUGGGGUUUUGUAUUGAUUCCCUAGAUAUCUGCAGCUCUGCUCCCCUAGUGGGCUCUUGGAGGUUUAUUUAUUUUCUGAGAAGUGGGAGAAUUUGUCAAGAGCUCUAGUUAGUUCAUGGGAGAGCCCUUCCAGGGAUCUGCCAGGAAUACAAAGGUACCAUCUGUAUUGAGAUCCAUUUGGGGUGAGGGGAGACACUGCCCUCCUCCUCCUCUCCCCGUCUAAUCCUGUGUGUUUUCUCAUUAGCCGUGAUCAGGCAUGCCAGCCUUGCAGCUGUAAGAACAAACAGAAUUGGUGGAAGGGGGCUUCCCUGCUGGGUGUCUACCCUUAAAUUAAAACUUAGUUUUGAGGGUCCAUUCAUUAAGAACAUGCCCAUUCAAAGAGGAGGUAAAAGAAGCAUUCCCUCAGACUAUACUGAAUGGCCCCACCGCUGCCAGUCGAUGGACCUGCUCCUUCCCUGCACACUCAGUGCUGUCUGUUUCUUUCUAAUGGCUAUGAACAAGUCAAAUGCCACCCGGGACUCACCCUUCCCCUCCCCACCCACACACCCCUCCCCUCAGGGUCUCUGAGCGGACAGCAGGUCAAAUAGCAGUCACAGUGGGGGAGAGGUAUGCAGCAAACAGAACAUAACAAGGAAAACAUUGGCGCUUCGCUUUAGAAUUCGAGUUGGACAAGAUCCCUCCCUCUGGUGCUAAGAGAAGGAAUGUUAUGCGUCUUUAUGAACUCAUUUCUUGUUUGGCUGGAUACAUUCUGAAGACUUUGUUUCGCUGAGAGACGCCUCUGGAAUGCUUAGUGAGGUCUUCUGUCCCCUUAGACAUAAGGUUGACAUGGGGUAAGCUGGAGGCACGGCUCAUGCAGGCAUGCUUUGUAGAAGCCUUAAGGCUUCUGCAAAAGAAUUUCCGCCCUUCCACUUCUUUUAAUUUUGGUUUUCCCUGCUCUCUCCACCCUUUUUUUUUUUUAAUCCCUAUAUCAUUAUUGCACAUUUCAGUGCCACCAUCUUGUAGCCAGAUGUCAAACACAGGGUCUGGAAUAAAUCUAAGACAGAGGUAUAUAUUUAUUAGCCUGUCGGAGAAGGAGUCAAGAUGAGGCUGCGGGAACAGGCCGUUGAGGUCUCCUGUGACAUUAGCAAAGCUUUUUCAGGUUUUCUCUGCUUGGCCCAACUUGUGACCCAAUAGAAAAGUACCUAGAGUGCAUUUUAUUUUCCCUGUGCAGGAGGCAGCUGCUGCCCCUGUUAGAACUAGAUUGGUAGGAAAACUUUACAUGUUGUUGGACUUGUUCUGUCCUGCCUUAAAGCCUGCAGAGUGCCUGGGGUUUAAGUGGGGGCAUAGGGCAGUGCUGUGUGUUGUCAGAGGCUGGUAUUUGCACGGGAUGAUUUGCAGAGUGGGUGGAUGGGGGAUGGGUCCUCCCCACUUCACUUUGUUUAAUGAAAAGCCAUGCCACUUAGUGCUACCUGGGGCACUUAGAAGCAAAAAAAAUAAAAAUAAAAAUUGCCCUCUUCAGCUGUAUGCUUUAUGCUGAGUUGGUUUAGAAGAAUCCAGAGAAGAGCACGAGCUCCCCUUGAUGCACUGACGUCCUGCACCCCCAUUUCUUUCUUCAAGUUAAGCAUUGAUGGAGACUAUCCACAUAGGCCUCCUGGGAUUGUAGCGCCUGCCUGGGCGAGUGACUGCAGCAUUUGCAAAGAAAAUCUUUUACACGUUUCUGUGCUGUGUUAAUCCGCGUGGGUAGGAGUGAUUAGAUCUAGGUUUACAAGCCUUUCAGACUGCUCCCACUACCCCCGCCCCCCCGGGCAUUCAGAUACUAACAGAUCAUGCUACACUUGCCAAAUCUCAAAAAGCAACAGGCCAAAUUCAGACUCAGCAUAAGUGGGUGCUUCGUCUUUAGUGGGGCCACACCUGUAGGCAUUUGGCCCAAGGUUAUUUUUCUUUCAUUGAAAUCAAGCUGCUUUUCUGCCUGAAAAAAGGAUUAACAGCGCAGCCGUGGAGCAACCACUUUGUAUUUUCUGGUUUCCUUGCACGGCAGCACUGGCUUUAAUAAACUGAUUCAAGGUGAUAAAUAUUGUCGCUCUUUGGCUGAGCCUGUCAUAAGUUUUUGGCAUCUGGCAAGAUGCUGAUGAGGAUAACUUCGUGCACUUUCGGCUGCCAGCGUCACCAAGCAAACAGCAGUGUCAAAAGUGGUCUCUUUACAGCCACCAUCUCCAUCGUGGAUAUUUCACGUUUGAGCCAGCACUGUAAGUCAUUGGCCACAGGAAAUGCUCUGCCCCCUUGAAUUUCCCUCCAGUUUUAUCUGCCUCCCCAGCGUCAAGCUGUUCCCCAGGCCCUCCCUGCUGCAGGGAUGCUCUCUCCACUUUAUCAAAUUCCUGACUGAUAAUUCAGCGCUAUAAUGUGGCCAUCUAACUCCCAGCUGUGUCCCAGAGCUGCCUGUGCUUUUGGGGGCGAUUGUGCCCUCAGCACCACAUAAGGGUUGUCACUUCUGAGGUACAAAAUCCCAGGACAGCUGAACCGUUUCAUCUGGGAGAGCUACUUCAAAAAAGGGAUGAUCCUAGGAAAACCUGGACAGGUAGCA
This is a messenger RNA of Gopherus evgoodei (Goodes thornscrub tortoise), 6822 nucleotides long. It is a transcript of the gene DHRS3, whose product is annotated as dehydrogenase/reductase 3. The record is from RefSeq and is a predicted model, not a curated record. The transcript has 6 exons. Gene Ontology annotation, molecular function: oxidoreductase activity, acting on the CH-OH group of donors, NAD or NADP as acceptor. Lineage: Eukaryota; Metazoa; Chordata; Testudines; Testudinidae. Gene Ontology annotation, cellular component: lipid droplet. Bases 806 to 1714 code for a protein of 302 amino acids.